UAUGCACCCAAAAAUGUGUAAUUACUAUAUUUUGGGUAAACUAUAGUAUAAAAGUCUUUUAUAUUAUCAUUAAACAAAAGUUAUUUAAAAAAAAAAGGAAAAGUGUAACCGAAGCUCCGAAUUUUAUUUAUAAAGGACAUUUCAAGUUACUAAUAUUAUUAUGUGCAUUUGAACAACAAAAUGAUUCUCUUUCUACUUUUUCUUGCCAUUCUGCUUUUUCUUAUUUUUCUUCUUUUUAACGCAAAAAAGAAUGGAAAAGACAAUCUUCCACCAGGUCCUAUAGAACUCCCAUUCAUUGGAAAUUUGCAUCAGUUUGAUAGUUUAACCCCUCAUCUCUAUUUUUGGAAACUUUCCUAAAAAUAUGGAAAAAUAUUCUCAUUGAAAUUUGGUUCUUCUAUUAUGAUUGUAUUUUCUUCAGCAAAAUUAGCAAAAGAAGUAUUGAAGACACAAGAUUUAGUGUUUUGUAAUAGACCUUCUCUUCUUGGGCAGCAAAAAUUGUCCUACAAUGGUCAUGAUAUUGCCUUUUCACCUUAUAAUGACUAUUGGAGAGAAAUGAGAAAAAUUUGUGUGCUUCAACUAUUUAGUCUUAAGAAAGUGCAAUCAUUUAGGCCAAUUCGUGAAGAUGAGGUCUCGAGCAUGAUUAAGAAAAUAUCUCAACAAGCUGCUUCUUCUCAAGUUACAAAUUUGAGCAAUAUAAUGAUUUCACUAACAAGUAUAAUUAUUUGUAGAGUUGCUUUUGGUGUUAGGUUUGACGAAGAAGCACAUGAAAGGAAGAGAUUUGAUUAUCUCUUGGCGGAAGCUCAAGCUAUAAUGGCUAGCUUUUUUGUGUCUGAUUUUUUUUCUUCUCUAAGUUGGAUUGAUAAACUUACUGGAUAUGGUAGGCUCGAAAGGAAUUUCAAGGAUUUGGAUGGGUUUUAUGAAGAACUCAUUGAGCACCAUCACAAUCCCAAUAAACCUAAAUCCAUGGAAGGAGAUAUUGUUGAUCUGUUGCUUCAAUUGAAGAAAGAGAAAUCAACACCAAUUGAUCUCACUUUGGAGGAUAUAAAAGGAACUCUCAUGAAUGUGUUAGUUGCUGGAUCAGACAAUAGUGCAGCUAUAGUAGUAUGGGCAAUGACAGCACUGGUGAAAAAUCCAAAAGCAAUGAAAAAAGUCCAAGAAGAAAUCAGAAACCUAAUUGGGAACAAAGGCGUUGUGAAUGAAGAUGAUAUUCAAAAUAUGUCUUAUCUCAAAGCAGUGAUAAAAGAGACAUUUCGAUUAUAUCGACCAGAUCCACUUCUAAUACUUAGAGAAUCAAUGAAGAAGUCAAGACUUGAAGGGUAUGAAAUUCAGCCAGGAACUUUAGUUCAUGUUAACGCUUGGGCAAUCGCAAGAGAAACUGAAAUAUGGAAAAAUGCAACAGAAUUUAUACCUGAGCGAUUCUUGGAUAGCGAUAUCGAUUUCAAGAGAGAAGACUAUGAGCUAAUUCCUUUUGGAGCAGGAAGAAGAGGAUGCCCAGGGAUUACACUUGGAAUUGUAGCCAUAGAACUUGCAUUAUCAAAUCUUCUUUAUCCAUUUGAUUGGGAAUUACCUUAUGGAUUGAAAAAAGAGGAUAUUGACACAGAUGUUAGGCAUGGAAUCACCAUGCAUAAGAAAAAUGAGCUUU
Capsicum annuum is the source of this 1642-nucleotide messenger RNA. RefSeq names its product 5-OH-xanthotoxin synthase. NCBI's taxonomy places the organism in Eukaryota, Viridiplantae, Streptophyta, Magnoliopsida, Solanales, Solanaceae. Gene Ontology annotation, molecular function: iron ion binding; monooxygenase activity; oxidoreductase activity, acting on paired donors, with incorporation or reduction of molecular oxygen. The record is from RefSeq and is a predicted model, not a curated record.